UUAUUUAGUAAAUAAUUCUCCAAAAUGUUCUUUUAAAAUUGAUUAAUUGUUCGGCGAUGGCGCUACGAUCGAGCAUCGACUGGGUGUCGAGAGAAGUAAGUGAGCGUAUGUAAUGGUUUUACCGAAAAGAAAAGAAAUGAACGCGGAAGAACAAACAGAUGAAAACGUAGCGGAUGAAAAGCAGAAGAAGAUUAAAACUGAACAGGAGAAAGAUGAAGAAGUUGUUGCGGGAGAUGGAGGUAUGCUUCCUCAUAAAAAGCACAAAAAACAUAAGCAUAAAAAGCACAAAAGGAAAAAAGGUUCAGAACAAGAUGCUGAAGAUGGAUCUGGAAGUCCAACGGCGAGCGAAGGAGGAAAACCUCCACUAAAAUUAAAAAUUAAGAUUGGAGGGCAAACUUUUGGAGAAAAAAGUGUAACUAAACUUGAAAUACCAGAUGCAUCCAGUGAAGAUUCUCAAGGUAUUGUAGUGGAUGAAACAGUCAAUGUUGCUGUUCCCAGUACUGAUGGAAACGCAAAACCUGCAGCAGAAGUAGAUGAAGAAGAACGAUGGUUAGAAGCUUUAGAAUCAGGAAGAUUGGAUGAAGUAGAUGAAGAAUUAAGAAGAAUGAAAGAUCCUAAUUUAAUGACUGCUCGACAAAGAGCAUUGCUUGAAAGUAAAACUCAAAAAGAUAAAGAGGAAGUAGUUUUAGCUCCACUAGUUAGUCCUGAGAAAGAAAUAAGUGAAGAAAUGAUACAAAGGAAGAUGUUGAGAGCAAAAAAACGAAGAGAGCAAGCUGAGGAAAAACGAGAAAAAGAUAAGAAACAAACAAUUGAAAGAUUAUUGAAAAAAACAGAUGUAAAAUCGAAACUAUCAAAAAUGAAACAAACUAAAAAAUCGAAUGCCCCAAAAAUGACGUAUAUAAAUAAUCAAGAGACAAUUCUGUUGCUGUUACCUCCAGGACAAGAGUAUCCAUUAACACCUAAAGUUUCCAAACUGCCACCUUCCAGAAUAUUUUGUGGUGUUAAAGGAUGUAAAAGUUUUAAAAAGUAUUCUUGUUCAAAAACAGGAAUUCCACUUUGUAGUUUGGAAUGUUAUAAGAAGAAUUUAAAAUUAAUGUAAAUUGUAUAUUUUUGUAUAUAAAAGAAUUUGAAUUUAGUUUUCUUCUUUAAUCUGAGAUAAAAUUUACAAUUCCAGUUAAUUAAAUUUGUAAAAGAAUUUAUGGAAAACAGAAUACAGAUGAGAGAGAGAGAGAGAUCUAGGAGACGACCAGCAGCUAUGUAAGCAAGCCAAUUAAUACUGUUUCAUACUGUGUGAAACAAAUUGUGUCAAUGGUUUGCUUACUUAGCUACUGGUCACUUAGACGCAACCAUAAUAUUUCAUAAAAUUAAAUAAAUUUGCCUCGAUUAUUCGGUCGACAAAAAAUAAAUAAAUAAAUAAAAACUCGAAAUGUCAACGAAACAAGAAUAAAUUCAAUUAUUACAAGUAAAAUUUGGCUCGAUCGUCUACUAUCCGAGUGGAUAAAACCACCGAACGCCUGUAGCCUGGAUCACGUGCCGAGAUGGAUAUGUGGUAGGCUACGAGUCUAUGACAAGGUAGGACAAAAUUAAGAAUGAUUACAUAAAAGGAACAGUCAAGUUGGGUCCUGUAAGUAAGAAGAUGCAGGAAAGUAGAUUAAGAUGAUUUUGAUAUGUAGAGAGAAGUUAGAACUAUGUUGGAAAGAGGAUUGGAUAGUUGGAAGUCAUAGGGAGAAGAAAGUGUGGAAGACCAAAACAGAUGAAGAGACAAGGUGGCAAAAGAUUUGUGCGACAGAAAAUGGAGGAGACAGGGCGCCCUGAAUAGAGAAAUGGAGAAAACAAAUCAAAGAUGGAAAUGCUGACUCCAUAUAAACGUGGGAAAAAGCCAAGACAAAGAAGAAGACUGGUAGUUGGUCACGUGGAAUAAUUUUCCGAGUUUUCUUCACGUGUGUAACGUCUAAAUAGGGGCCAGUUUCCCGUGGAAAGUUCUAUCUCCUUGAAAGAUUGCACAUGUUGCGUUGCCUUAUCCCAUCAAUCCGAUAUAUUAAAAAUUCAUCAUUAUUGUGUAGAAUAUGUUUCGAAAAGUUUUCAUCCUGUUAUAAAAUAGCUAUUUUAAAAAAAAAUGAAAAAAUUGCGAAGCAGUGAUGUAGGUAAUUAUUUUUUAAAUACGGUAAUCCCUCAUUUGUGCGAGUAAUUGGUUACACGAAAAUAGCGCGCAAAUGGAGCCACGGAAGGCUGUUUAAAAUAGGGAUCUGUUCGAUAUUCUCAAACAAUAUUUUAAUUUUACUGGGUUUUUUUUAACUGUUCGCUCUAGUGGGCACUAAGAGGGUGUUCUUAGGAAACGCAUUAUGAGUUCGGCUAGGCCCGCAAAGAGGUUUGAUAUAUCCUGUACUUUUUCGACUUUUUUCUUAAAAAAAAACUUUUCGCCCUAUGGGCACUAAGAAGGCCUGUUUUUAACAAGCCCAUUACGGGUACGGCCGGACCCACAAUGUGACGGCAGGGUGGUGAGGGACGGAUUCCGACAUAUCCGGACGGACUACCCCGGAAAUAUUCCUGGGAUUUUUCGAUUCCGGAUCCCCCAGAACGAUACAGGACCAUCCUACCAAUUCAAGUUAGCUUUGGAAAAUGGUCGUAUUAAUGGAUGAAAGAAUAAAAAUUAAAAGUAGUUCCGUACCUGUCCGUAAUGUACCGGCCAUAAAACGUACUUUAAAUACAGUAUCUUCUUGCUCAUAAAAUAAAUUAUAUCACAACAUGAAAUUAGCGCAAUUUUAUUAUUUCUUUCCGCUAUAUUUAUAAUAACUCGAACAACGGCUGAAAAUGGAAUCAGUUUUAAUCAUUGCGAUUUUAUGAAUUGUUCAAAUUUUAUAACAUUAUUCUAUAAACUAUUACGGCGCCUCUACAGGGAAUCGUGAGAACUACAGUCAAAAUGGCGCUCUGCUGUGCUAUUAGUAAUGAGGUACCCGAACAACCAGUUUUGUCUCCAAUAUCUGGAAGUAUCUUUGACAAGAGGCUCAUUGUGAAAUAUAUACAAGAAAAUGGAACUGACCCUAUUAAUGGAAAAGAAUUAACAGAAGAUAUGUUGAUAGAAAUUAAAACUCCUUCAGUUGUGAAACCUCGUCCUCCUUCAGCCACCAGUAUUCCUGCUAUUCUUAAAGCUCUUCAAGACGAAUGGGAUGCUGUCAUGUUACAUAGUUUUACAUUACGACAACAACUCCAAACAGCUCGCCAAGGUAAGGAAGGCAUUUAAUAAAUAUUAUGUAUUGACUUAUAAAAUGUAGUCUUAUUUACUUAUCUUGCUUAGUACUAUCAGUCUUGUCAUUAUUAUCAAUAUAGGCAAGUUUCAAAGUGAUUACAAUAAGCAGAAUUUAUUAACUACUAGCAGAUAAGCCCGGAGUUGCUUGGGCAAAAAGUGACGAUAGCAAAGAUGAAGAUUAUUACAUUACAGCCAAUCUUACU
Molecule: messenger RNA, 3450 nt
Organism: Centruroides sculpturatus (bark scorpion)
Lineage: Eukaryota; Metazoa; Arthropoda; Arachnida; Scorpiones; Buthidae
Product: INO80 complex subunit B-like
Exons: 13
Coding region: 113-1099 (328 amino acids)
Biological process (GO): chromatin remodeling
Cellular component (GO): Ino80 complex
Source: RefSeq, a predicted model, not a curated record